AUGUCUGAGUUACAAGGACGCAAGGUCUUCAAGGUCUUCAACCAGGAAUUUGUUGUGGAUGAGCGAUACAAUGUGACGAAAGAACUGGGCCAGGGUGCAUAUGGCAUCGUCUGUGCCGCUACCAACAUCCAUACCGGGGAAGGUGUCGCUAUCAAGAAAGUCACCAAUGUCUUCAGCAAGAAAAUCUUGGCGAAACGGGCGUUGAGAGAGAUCAAACUCUUGCAGCAUUUCCGGGGCCACCGUAAUAUCACCUGUCUGUACGACAUGGAUAUCCCACGGCCAGAUAACUUUAACGAGACAUACAUCUACGAAGAGGUGAUGGAGUGUGACCUGGCGGCUAUCAUUCGCUCCGGGCAGCCCCUGACGGACGCGCAUUUCCAGUCCUUUAUCUACCAGAUCCUGUGUGGGUUGAAGUAUAUCCAUUCCGCAAAUGUCCUGCAUAGAGAUUUGAAGCCUGGCAACCUCCUCGUGAAUGCCGACUGUGAGCUCAAGAUCUGCGACUUUGGUCUGGCCCGUGGCUUCUCGAUUGAUCCGGAGGAGAAUGCGGGAUACAUGACCGAGUACGUCGCGACCAGAUGGUACCGUGCGCCGGAGAUCAUGCUGAGUUUCCAGAGCUAUACGAAAGCUAUCGAUGUAUGGUCUGUAGGAUGCAUUCUGGCCGAGCUACUCGGGGGCCGGCCCUUCUUCAAGGGCCGCGACUAUGUCGACCAGCUCAACCAGAUCCUGCACUAUCUGGGCACGCCCAACGAAGAGACCCUGUGCCGCAUCGGUUCUCCGCGCGCCCAGGAAUACGUCCGCAACCUGCCGUUCAUGCCCAAGAUCCCCUUCCAGCGCCUCUUCCCCAGCGCUAACCCCGACGCUCUCGACCUGCUGGACCGCAUGCUUGCAUUCGAUCCCUCGUCACGGAUUUCCGUCGAGGAGGCCCUGGAGCACCCUUACCUGCAGAUCUGGCAUGAUGCGUCCGACGAGCCCACCUGCCCCACGACGUUCGACUUCCACUUUGAGGUCGUCGACGACGUGCAGGAGAUGCGCCGGAUGAUCCUCGACGAGGUGAUCCGCUUCCGCGCUCUUGUCCGCCAGCAGUCCCAAGCGCAGGCAGCCGCCGCCGUCGCCGCCCAACAGCAACAGCUGGGGAACAACGUCCCUAUCCCCGACCAGCAGAACCAGGGCACCUGGAAGCAUGAAGAACCCAAGCCCCAGGAAGCGUUUGCCGCAGGCGGCCAUGCCAGUGAUCUGGAAGCAUCGCUGCAGCGAGGCAUGGAUGCUCACUAG
Molecule: messenger RNA, 1272 nt
Organism: Penicilliopsis zonata CBS 506.65
Lineage: Eukaryota; Fungi; Ascomycota; Eurotiomycetes; Eurotiales; Aspergillaceae
Exons: 5
Coding region: 1-1272 (423 amino acids)
Biological process (GO): protein phosphorylation; intracellular signal transduction
Cellular component (GO): nucleus; cytoplasm
Molecular function (GO): ATP binding; MAP kinase activity
Source: RefSeq, a predicted model, not a curated record